AUCACUUCAGAACAAUACUGUAUAGGCAUUCUGAUUGAAAAGUGGAAUUUAUUCUCAUCUCAAAUGGAAAGAUAUAAAUCAGCAUGUCGAACAACACUAAACUCAUGUUUAUUCCAAUUCCCUCUCCUAGACGACCAACAAUGCCAUCGACGACAGGUUCUAUUCGAUCGCUUGGGACAUCAAGGGGAGGAAGUAUGAGCAAGAGUGGGGAUUUUACGUCUCUGAGAACCGAUGAUAAGAGGAAAGAUGGCAAUAUUCCUGUUCGGCCGGCGUUGUGUCUCAAAGAUAUCACGAAAUUCGAUUUGAUGAGUCCAGUUGCAGUACAGCAACUGACCGGAAAUUUCCAAUCUUCCUUUCCCACGAUCACUGGGAAAGAGACGAGGAACAUCAAAAUGUUGAACUUACAAUUGCCAAAGAAUCCUUACGCAACUUUGCCUCGACUAGCACUGACUAAAAGGGAUGAUUGUAGAGACGUGGUACAGACGUCGAGUUUCACGCAUGGACUGACGAGAUCGCAUUCCGAACUGUCGCACUACAGAACGCGCGAUUCGCACCGCGCGUUACUGCAAGACAGACCGCACACCGAGAGCAGGCUUACGCGCAGGGCAAAACAUGGUGGACCAGUGUUUUUCUCGAGCAGAGCGAGUACCAUACCGGAGGAAAGCAGAGCACCUGUUGAUUCCGAAGUGUCGUCAACCUCCGGGGGCAUUAAGGAAACCGAGAAAAUAAACAAUCGUUUGGGAGAAUACCCUUUACAAACCGUUGAAUCGGGUACUUUUAAAGAUCUGGCCCCACUCCGUAGAGCGAAGAUGCGGUCUCGGACCAAACCGACUGCAUUCGGUUCUAAAAGAAUGCGGUCGGGCCAUGCGAACACGGCUGAAAAGGUGGCGAAUCUGGCAAUGAGUGCAUACACAGAGGUACACGCUAACAAUGGUGAAAUAAAUGGUCAGGUUUGGGGAGGAGAGAGUCCGGCGAGGAAUACACCCGAUGGAUCAAGACUAGUUCGUUUUAACACACAAAAUGACGUCUUUGAAUAUACUCCUGGUCAAUGUUUAAGGUGAAUGAUGGACAAUUCCGUCCAAAAUGUUUAGUAAGGUUUCUUCUCCAAAAUAUUGGGGUUUUUUUAAAUAAUAAAUAAUAUAGGAUUCGUAUAGCGCAUAUGUCCACCUUGUUAGGUGCUCAUGGCGCUCCUAUAGAAGUUCCCAUUUCAGAAGUUUUACCCAGAUGACAUAUCUUUGGGAAUUGUUUACCCAACAGUGAUGUGUCUUUUGUUCUCACCGAACACAAAGUGUUUUUCGUAGAGAUGUAGUUGUAAUUCUUCAUUAUUGUCUUCAACUGUGUUCUCUUCAUCAACCCGGUCAGUCAUUAUUCACACAGAAGCCUAACAUGCACAUGUGCACCGAGAUUGUGAGAUAAUUCAGAGCCAGAAAUAAGCGGCAUAAUAAAAACUUGAGUACACAUUAUGAUAGGUGUCGGGUUGAUUAGGCGGGACGAGAAGUUAGAAACCUAAAGGUGUUGAGAACAUACACAAUAAUAAGAUUCCGUAUCUCAUGUUGUCGAUUACAGAAUGCAAGAUACGGUAUCUCAGAUGCCGUAUUUCAUCAAUUAGACUUGAAUAAAUAAAAUAACAAAAUUUCCCAUCUCCCCGUGUCAACUUGGUGAUGACUAAAUGACAAGAAUAUAAGAUGUGGUUUCUACUCCUACUCAAGUCGACAUCAUGGGAACGAGAAUAAACAAAAUGACUAGAUGAUGAACCUUCUCAAGUUGUCUUUAUAAGUAUUAGUACACGAGAUGACGUAACUCCAUAAAAAAAUAGAUGAUAAAAUGUCGUAUCCCCUCAAGUCGAUUUGAUGAUGAAUUAAGUAUGAGAUGACAAUGUAUCUCGUCUUCUUAAGUCGAUUUGAUGAAAACAAGAAGACAAGAUUCCAAGAUGCUGUAUCUCGCCAAGUCGAUUGGAAGAAGACGAGAGGGUGGGAUACCACAUCUCCUUAAGAUGACUUGAUGUUGACGAUUACGAUAGGUCGAGUUGAAGACAAACCGUAUGUCGACGAAUCGAUUCCAUGACAAAAAGACGAAACGACUGGCAGGGGGACUGGAUGAAGUGCUCCCUAAUCAGAAAUUUUAACUUAGUCAUUAAAGUGCUAAAUAUUCAAUUAGAAAUUAAGGAGAUAAAUUAUGCCAGCUUUUCGAACUGUUAAAAGCUGAGUAUUUCUUUUGUUUGGGACGUUCUCAUGUCUAUGAAGUUAUUAAUUAUAUUCUCAUCCAAUUUGUUCUGAGUUUCAAUAUAGCUAUUGUGUCCAUGUGCAUUCUGCAAAUACUGUCAUUCCAUACUGCACCAGAUCAAGCGAAAAGUCAAGGGAAAUACAGAACUUGAAUCUCUGGAAGCAUUUUGUUUGCUUUAUUCAUGAAUGAUUCGUUUUAUUUUGCUUUAUAGUAUCACCAAAUUUGACUUAUUUUUUAAAGUAAUUUUUCGAGUAAAUGACAAAUGUGUACUUUUCUUUUACGAUUUACUCUACAACAUGUGCCAUUUUUAAUACUUAUUUCUUUGCAUGCUUGCCAAACAUUUCAUUAUAUAUUUUUCAAUGGUUUGAUAUUCUUAUAUUUCAAUAAUGAUAGAAUGAUAUUAUGUUCUAUCUGAUGUCAUUAAAUU
Messenger RNA from Lytechinus pictus (painted urchin), 2650 nucleotides. RefSeq lists its product as uncharacterized. NCBI's taxonomy places the organism in Eukaryota, Metazoa, Echinodermata, Echinoidea, Temnopleuroida, Toxopneustidae. The transcript has a single exon. The record is from RefSeq and is a predicted model, not a curated record. The coding region runs from base 84 to 1061 and encodes 325 amino acids.